AGAAACAGCCUUCGAUUUUUUUUGGACUUAUAAGUUAUAACGUAUUUAAUUCCUUGUUCGUUUAUUAUUUCUUCACUUCCCUUCUUCUCCACAAUACACUCCAAUAAUUCUCCAUUUCAUGCCUUUUCCAAGCAAGAUAUGGGGUUUCGACCUCACCGAGAUGAGAUGGAACGCGUUCAAGGGCAAAAACAUGUAUGACAGACGGUGGCAUCUUCGCCGAGAACGCUUGAUCGCCUAUCAAAUCGCCAUGAACGUUUGUUUAGCUGCAGAGUGUACAGCGACUUAUUCGUUAUCAAAAUACGAAGACUUGCAGACCCAUGUACAAGCAUACGCGUUCACCCUCGUUCCAGCAUAUGCCGUUGAACUCCACAAUGACGAUUUAAUCGCUGCCGAGGUUCUGACCAUCGUCUUUUACGUCUUCGUCGCUACACUAUUCGGCGCAGACCUUUUCUUCUUGGUGCUAUGGCCUCGCCGUACGUAUCCCAACUGGUACAACAAAACACGGUUGGCUUUGGCUGUUGGCAUCACUACUGGUGUUCUUGCAGCUGCGUUGAUGAGUACUAUCGUGAUAGCUAAGCAUUCAGCAUUUAUCACUGGAGCUCCUGCGGAAAUGCAACAGCAAUAUACCGAUUUUUUCUUCCGCCCACCUCUCAAGUAUAACGUGUACUCAGUGAACAUCGCUUAUGUUUGCAUACUUUGGAUUGGAUGGCUUUGCACAGUUGUGUCAACCAUCCUCAUGUUCAUGGGUGUUAAACACGAAAUGAAAUACGGCACUGAUCCGAGUGAGCCUCUUCGCGACGAAAAGCCCACUAAUGGGUCAGUUUCCCCAUGAUAUUCCUUCUUUGCACCCUUGGGGUUUUUGAUUGGGAGUUUGGAGAAUGGGUACCAUGCUCCGUCGGACACUAAUAUUAACACUGUAGAAUACGCAAAAGCCGUGACACCCUCCGUAUAUUUUUCUAUUCCAAAGCCUUUUUUGCUCUACCUGACAGAUACCCACACUAUACGUGCUUAUAAUUCAUAGAUAUAGUAAUACCUGCACGACGUUUUUCUCAUCUGAAUUUAUGAAUACACGAGUAUAGCGACC
Lentinula edodes (shiitake mushroom) is the source of this 1084-nucleotide messenger RNA. RefSeq lists its product as uncharacterized. The transcript is spliced from 5 exons. The record is from RefSeq and is a predicted model, not a curated record. NCBI's taxonomy places the organism in Eukaryota, Fungi, Basidiomycota, Agaricomycetes, Agaricales, Omphalotaceae. The coding region runs from base 119 to 832 and encodes 237 amino acids.